AAAGGAAUUUGAAGAGAGAAAACAUCAUGGAUCUAACUUAUAUUCCUGAAGACCUAUCCAGUUGUCCAAGAUUUGGAAAUAAAUCCUGUCCUCCGACCAACCGUCCCUUUCAUGUCCGAGUCAUAAUGUAUUUGGUUAUGACUGGAGCCAUGGUUAUCACGAUCUUUGGAAACUUAGUUAUAAUGAUUUCCAUAUCACAUUUCAAACAGCUCCACUCUCCCACAAAUUUUCUGAUCCUCUCUAUGGCAACCACAGACUUUCUGCUGGGUUUUGUCAUUAUGCCCUACAGCAUGGUGCGAUCAGUGGAGAGCUGUUGGUACUUUGGGGAUGGCUUUUGUAAAUUUCAUGCAAGUUUUGACAUGAUGUUAAGCCUGACUUCCAUUUUCCAUCUUUGUUCUAUUGCUGUUGACCGAUUUUAUGCUGUGUGUUACCCUUUGCACUACACAACCACAAUGACCACUUCCACAAUCAAGAGGCUGUUGGCAUUUUGCUGGUCAGCCCCUGCUCUUUUUUCUUUUGCUUUAGUUCUGUCUGAGGCCAAUGUUUCUGGUAUGCAGAGCUAUGAGAUUCUAGUGGCUUGCUUCAAUUUCUGUGCACUUACUUUCAACAAAUUCUGGGGGACAAUAUUGUUCACUACAUGUUUCUUUACUCCUGGUUCCAUCAUGGUUGGUAUUUAUGGCAAAAUCUUUAUUGUUUCUAAAAGACAUGCUCGGGUCAUCAGCAACCUGCCAGAAAACACAAAGGGGGAAGUUAAACAAACUUUGUCUAAGAAAAAGGACAGAAAAGCAGCUAAGACUCUGGGCAUAGUAAUGGGGGUGUUUUUAGCUUGUUGGUUGCCUUGUUUCCUUGCUGUUUUGAUUGACCCAUAUUUAGGCUACUCCACUCCCAUAAUAAUACUUGAUCUUUUAGUGUGGCUUGGCUACUUCAAUUCCACCUGCAACCCCCUCAUUCAUGGUUUCUUUUACCCAUGGUUUCGAAAAGCUCUUAAGCACAUAGUGUCAGGAAAAAUAUUUAGCUCCAAUUCAGAAACUGCAAAUCUUUUUCCUGAAACACAUUAAUAAAAAUUUUUAAAAAUUACAAAAGU
This is a messenger RNA of Erinaceus europaeus (western European hedgehog), 1084 nucleotides long. RefSeq names its product trace amine-associated receptor 3. Gene Ontology annotation, molecular function: trace-amine receptor activity. Gene Ontology annotation, biological process: G protein-coupled receptor signaling pathway. Gene Ontology annotation, cellular component: membrane. The coding region runs from base 27 to 1058 and encodes 343 amino acids. NCBI's taxonomy places the organism in Eukaryota, Metazoa, Chordata, Mammalia, Eulipotyphla, Erinaceidae. The record is from RefSeq and is a predicted model, not a curated record. The transcript has a single exon.